CGUUGGUAUGAGGUCGCCCAGGGCUUGGGGUGGGGCAUCUUCACCCUUAUGCCUUACGAGUACUUUGCAAACUCUUGGAUUAAGCAGACAAUCCGUGCUUGGGGAGUGCACCUCUGGAUGGAGUUAGUGAAGAAGGAACGUCCAGAUGUCUGCGCUGCGAGCAAGGUCCUUGAUGACUGGUUAGGGCCUGAGGGCAUCUCCGGUGGACCUAUUAGUGGGAAGCAGACGCUUAGCAUUGAGUUAGAUAUCCCUCUGGAUCCUGUCGUUGAGGAAGUGGAGGACAGCGAAGAC
Molecule: messenger RNA, 291 nt
Organism: Didymella exigua CBS 183.55
Lineage: Eukaryota; Fungi; Ascomycota; Dothideomycetes; Pleosporales; Didymellaceae
Exons: 1
Source: RefSeq, a predicted model, not a curated record